AUGUUUAACAUCAACGUGUGGCUCGAAUCUGUUGCCGGCCUGUCAAUCGACGAGGACAAUGUUGUCAAACCUUUUCGCAUGGGCUUCACACACACAAAUAUCCAACCAUUGGCUGACCUUGCCGAUGUUCCUGGAAGAGACUUCAGGCACGUGGCAGUGUUAGCCUCAGUAGACAUCAACUGGGACCCACAGCCGGGGGAUGUGAUGACACCAAGUUUAUCGAAAACACCAAACCGACAGACACCGAAGUUUCAGGCUUACCGUAAGACCAUCAAGACGUGGAGACUAUUCAUAUGGAAUACCGUCCUACCUGGCAAUAAUCGCGUCAUCCUUCUCCUUCCCCAAAGUGUCGCCCACCAACUCAAAGGCUCACCGAGGUUAUCUACGAAAACGUGUUACCCAGCAAAGGCCACCAGCCCCGCCCCAUCCAUAAGACUACCAGUAUAUAUACCCCUGUGCCAGGCUUGGGGUGGUCCGCACAAUUUCACAACCACCGAUGACGUCUGUCCAACUCAGAUGGAUGCAGAUAGAGUUGGCACUGCAGCUUGUCGGCUCCUCAACAAGUACCUACUGCCUAUCAGCGAAACUGAAUUCCCCGACCCGGUAGUGUACAGAAGCCCCUUCUCCGGCUUUCGCACACUGUUGGAGAUGCUAGCUCUUACCCGAGCGAUACCUAAUUUUGACUUUCGCACUCUACGUCACGUCUUCCAACACAAUGACAUGACAUACGGCUUUUACUGUCUGUCACCAACGCCUGGUCUUAGCCAUGACAUGCGCGGUGGUACAAAAUGGGCUGUAAAGCUACCAGAAUUCGUAUUAGACUGCGUGGACAGAGACGCUCAGCUUUGGCUGAAGGUUCAGAUGGAUGAGUCGUCGCUCCCGAGAGAAGCACUUGAUGCAAUCCCCGACCCCCCUGGCUGGUUUAGCUUUACUCCAGUAGAUCCUGCGUAA
Boeremia exigua is the source of this 951-nucleotide messenger RNA. RefSeq lists its product as uncharacterized. Bases 1 to 951 code for a protein of 316 amino acids. The transcript is spliced from 2 exons. NCBI's taxonomy places the organism in Eukaryota, Fungi, Ascomycota, Dothideomycetes, Pleosporales, Didymellaceae. The record is from RefSeq and is a predicted model, not a curated record.